AGUGGCGGGUUCCGAGGCGGGCGGAGCUCCGGCGGAUGGCAGCCGCUGUCGCACAAUAGAGACAGGUCCUCGGCCAGCAUCGCUCGGAGGGCAGCAGGAGGAGGCGGACCGCGCUCCGUUAGUGGCAAACAGAAUAUACAUACGCAUAUCCACCGGAGCGAUGCAAAGAGCUCCGCAAGCAACUCGUGUGUGGACAGCCAGGAGCAUCUAAUGUGCUGCUCGCCUGUGGUAAGGGGAACAGAAACGUGGUCCCAGCGUGUAAUUUAAGGAAGAAAGCGUGCCUUAGUCCGAGGACAAAGCCUCUGAUAACCCCGAGCAGCGGCGUUAUGAGUCAGCAGCAUCAGCGCGGGCGACACUUAAAGAAGAGGAAAGCAGCUGAGGACGGCAAAGAUCCGCCUGCAGAAGGAGCAGCUCGCCCGCUGGGCGUGUUAUCAGUGACACCUCCCAGCUAAUCUGCAAAUCUCCAGGUGCCCGAGGAAUGCCAUUUACUCGGGACAUUGCUGGAGAGGACCGGAGAUUUCAUCACCACCGCUGCGGGCAUCCUGCUAAUUUCCCCCAGCAGCGGCAGCAAAACCCUCGCUGGGAGGCACGCUUGUAGCCGGAACUUGCCUAAUGGAAUAAUUUUCGCCUGCUUGAUCGUUACCGAAGUGAUGAAGCCGGCUAGAGGGUGCCUGGUUUGUGUCACGCUGGGGUAGGCAAGGCGUACCACAGCCUCGUUCCAAGAAGAAAAUAAAGCCUCCUUCUGCUGAUGCUGACGCAGAGUCCUUUCCGGCUGCCCUCCCUUCUGGCCUUCCUUUUUCUCCUUCCUGGCUGCCGCGAGAGGCAAUUCGGGGUUAUUACCGCUGUGUUCGAGUGAAAGGUCUCAGGUGCAGCGCCGAAACCAUGUUCUCCCGGCUAAGGGCGGCCGCCGCUCCCUGCUCGCUGGCGCGGCGCGGCGCGCACACGAAGGAGAAAGGCAAGCCGCUGAUGUUAAACCCGCGGACGAACAAGGGGAUGGCCUUUACGUUACACGAGCGGCAGAUGCUCGGAUUGCAAGGGCUUCUACCUCCUAAAAUCGAGACGCAAGACAUUCAAGCCUUACGCUUCCACAAGAAUUUGGCAAAAAUGACGGACCCCUUGGAGAAGUAUAUCUACAUAAUGGGAAUCCAAGAGAGAAAUGAAAAGUUAUUUUACAGGGUUUUACAAGACGAUAUCGAGCGGUUAAUGCCAAUUGUGUAUACACCAACAGUGGGCCUCGCCUGUUCCCAGUACGGGCACAUCUUCAGGAGACCAAAAGGAUUGUUUAUUUCAAUCUCAGACAGAGGUCAUAUAAGGUCCAUUGUGAAUAACUGGCCGGAGAACGACGUCAAGGCUGUUGUUGUCACUGAUGGAGAAAGGAUAUUGGGUCUCGGAGACCUCGGGGUGUAUGGGAUGGGAAUCCCAGUGGGGAAACUCUGCUUGUAUACGGCCUGUGCAGGAAUCCAUCCAGAUAAAUGCUUGCCUGUGUGCAUCGACGUUGGAACUGACAAUACAACCCUCUUAAAAGAUCCAUUUUAUAUGGGCCUGUACCAAAAAAGGGAUCGCUCACAGGUCUACGAUGACCUAAUUGAUGAAUUUAUGGAGGCCAUCACAGACAGGUAUGGCCAGAACACCCUUAUCCAAUUCGAAGACUUCGGAAACCACAACGCUUUUCGGUUUUUGAGAAAAUACAGAGAGAAAUACUGUACCUUCAACGAUGACAUCCAAGGGACGGCUUCGGUGGCCUUAGCGGGACUGCUGGCAGCACAGAAAGCCACUGGCAAACCAAUUUCGGAGCAGAAAGUGCUGUUCCUUGGGGCAGGAGAGGCUGCCCUGGGAAUCGCAAACCUCAUCGUUAUGGCCAUGGUGGAAAAUGGUGUUUCAGCAGAGGAAGCCUACAAGAGAAUAUGGAUGUUCGACAAAUACGGAUUGCUGGUUCAGGGCCGAGAACAAAAGGUAGAUUCCAACCAGGAACCAUUUACGCAUCCGGCUCCAGAGCAGAUCCCAAAGACCUUUGUGGAUGCGGUGAAUGUACUCCGGCCUUCGGCUGUCAUCGGGGUUGCGGGAGCUGGGCGGCUCUUCUCUCACGACGUGAUCAGAGCGAUGGGCUCUAUCAACGAGCGACCGAUAAUAUUUGCACUGAGUAACCCCACGGUGAAGGCUGAGUGCACGGCAGAGGAAGCGUAUACGUUGACAGAGGGACGUUGCUUGUUUGCCAGCGGCAGCCCGUUCGACCUGGUGACUUUGGAAGACGGAAGAACCUUCAAACCAGGCCAAGGAAACAACGCUUACAUUUUUCCAGGCGUGGCUCUCGCUGUGAUCCUCAGCAGUGUUCGACAUAUUAGUGAUAAGGUUUUCCUAGAAGCUGCUAAGGCGUUGGCGGAACAGUUGACUGAUGAGGAGCUCGCACAGGGAAGACUUUAUCCCCCGCUGUCUAAUAUCAGGGAAGUUUCUAUUUAUAUUGCUGUCAAGGUGAUGGAAUUUCUGUACGCAAACAACAUGGCUUUCCAUUACCCUGAGCCUGCAGACAAGAACCGUUACAUUCGAUCAAAAGUUUGGACCUACGAAUACGAAUCCUUCAUGCCAGACGUGUAUGACUGGCCUGAGUCCAAGGUUCACUGAUGGACCAGAAGAUCGCACUCCUCAGGCGGUACCUUCUACUCUGCAGGGAUCCCUUUUUCAGACCAAUUUAAAUCAUGACCUUUUGAGUCCUGUAAUUUAUUUUCACUUAUUUUGGUGUCUCUUUGCCCUUCUCCCUUGAUGUAGAUUGCUCCCCGCUCCCCCGAGUAUCCGGGUGAACUGUGUGGAUGAUGGCGUCCAUUGCAGGAUCGAGAGAGAGCUCUUCAAAAUUAAUUCUAAAAAUGACGUUGCAUUUCUACCUUAGAGCCCUUACCACGCUAAACAAUUUGCUUAACAAUGUUUUAGCUGCGUGUGAGCGUGAUGCUCUCUCGUCACUGCUGAUUUCCAGAACGAUUUAUUUCUGCUUUUCAUAAUCAGUCUUCUGAUUGUCCCGGUGGUGUCACACAGCAUUAUUUGUGACAACACCAGAGAGAAUUCCUUCAAAAACAAAAGGGGGGGGGGGGGCAGCUUAAGACAAAUUUAAGUCUGACGGGCUUUCUGUUUUGUCUGAUACUCAAAGAUGCCCGUGUCCAGACUUCCCUUGUGGCAUUGGCUGCUCUCUUUCUCUGAAUGUGCUUCGAGGAGCAGCGUGGUGCGCACGCGUGGGAUCUGCAGCAACGUUGCAUUUCGCCUUUUCAGCAUCGCGUGAAAUCUGUUAGGAGGAAAAAUGUGAGCUAGUUAAGAUUAUCCUAGGAAAGCCCGAAAAUAUAUUAAUCACUUAGGAGCUUGAAAAAAAGCAAAGCUGUGCUGUUAUCUAAUCAAAUAUAUCACGUAAAGGCAGAACCUGAAGUGAUCUACGGAAAUCUUUGAGAGAUUUUGCAGGGAGAUUUUUGCAGUUGACUCCAAGGUGACGUACCGCCGGCUUUUUUCUUUCGUUUCUUUCGUUUUUCAAAGUUCUGUUCCUCUCAGCCGCAUCGUUUCUCCCUCGCUUAGCCUCGUUUUCCCAAAAGGGCUCGUGUAUGAUGUUUUUUAUGACGUUGCUGACUCAAACGCUCCCGAGCGGGGCUCGCUUGCCGCGUUGAACAACCGAACCCCCCCGCCCCAGAGCUGAUGAAGCCAGCCCCGAAGGCGUUACAGGCAGCUAUUGGCACGCACACGGACGGAAUUUGGGCUGAAUGAUUCUUGUGGUCCCAGUGCAGUUUGCACGCAGUGAAUGUCAGACUUGAAAGACCUAAUGCUUAGAAGCUGUUAAGUUGAUCGCUUCACUCUGUUUACGGAUUUGUCAGGUGUUGUUUUUUUUUUUUUUUCUGUGAAAACUAAAAUUUCUAGGUGAAUUUUUGUCUCCUUUUCCUUGCACAUUUGAUACUGAUACCACAAUGUGCAUUCCUCUUUUUUUUUUUUUUUCUUCAUAUCAGCUUCGAGUGCCCUCCGUUUCUUUGCUCUGCGGGCAAGGACACAGUCGUAGCUACAGGCUGUGGUCUUUGUAACAGCAACAAGAGUACGUCUUGAACAGAAAUAAAGGCGAUGUGCUCUCCCACAGCGUGCUGAAGUGAAGCAAAAAAAGGACAAAAAUAAAGUAAAAAGGUUGCACUGGCUAAAUAAAUUACAGUAGAUCUACAAGGCCUCUAUUGGCAGACAAAGCUGGAAUCCAAAGAGGUGAAGUAAAGCUUGCUCAUCGGGACUUGCCCGUGGCAAGCACAUCUCAUAUCCUUAUUUAUGAUGGAAUAAAUAAGCUCUCGGCAGAAGUGUGCAAAAUAGACCCAAAAUACAGCAGGGAAAAUAGUCUCUGUACCUCCUUAGACGUGAUCUCUGUCAUUUCCUGCCUAGUCUCCGAUUUUAAAAUAAAGUCGAUGUAGUGGAGAAAGAACGGUGAGCUUUUGGAAGGCUUCGCCUAAGUGAGGAAAGAAGACUGAUUAUAUAAAUGCAGAAAACGGUGAUGUGGGGGCAAGACCGCACAUUGAAACUGUGGUAAAAUGCUGUCUGGUGGGGCUCUAAGUGCUGCAUUGCCAAGCUGUGCGACUUAACGUGGUUUGCAGCUUGCACAUGUGAGUAUAUAUACAAAGAAGACCAACACAUACACGUGAUGUUUUUACAAAGAAUGCUUUUUUUCAUCUAUUUUUGCUAUGCCUGUUUUUAGUGUAUUUAAAUUUGUGACCUUACUGGAAAAAAAGAUUAUUUAUUUAGUGUACAAUUGUUUUUACCUCCUGAAAAUGCAACUCUUGCCGAAGCCCUUGUGUCAGUGGAGUUCUGCGUCACUGAAUCCAAAUACGUUGGCAACGCACACUUCCUCACUUCUUCUGACGACGUACUAAUUAGGCAGAAGAGUAAUGAACAUAUCCUAUGCACUGAUCUUGUGUCCUGGCUGAGACUGAUCGCAAAGGCAGGGCCGUCAGUCCGUGAUUCUAACUUGGUUUUACAAAAUAAAGUUCUACAUCCGUC
This is a messenger RNA of Cygnus atratus (black swan), 4995 nucleotides long. It is a transcript of the gene ME2, whose product is annotated as malic enzyme 2. Lineage: Eukaryota; Metazoa; Chordata; Aves; Anseriformes; Anatidae. Gene Ontology annotation, cellular component: mitochondrion. The transcript is spliced from 20 exons. The record is from RefSeq and is a predicted model, not a curated record. Gene Ontology annotation, biological process: malate metabolic process; pyruvate metabolic process. The coding region runs from base 883 to 2619 and encodes 578 amino acids. Gene Ontology annotation, molecular function: NAD binding; malate dehydrogenase (decarboxylating) (NAD+) activity; malate dehydrogenase (decarboxylating) (NADP+) activity.